AGAGGGACAACUUCCUUGUGAAGACAAACCACUUCCGGAUCAGUCCCCGGCUGUUUGGUGGAGUUAUUGUUGUGGGUUGUUGCUGUUUAAUUUAAAACCUUAAUCCAUGGGGCUAAGCGUUUUCACUCUUAACAGCUGCAAGGUGAUGAUGCCGUCUGAGGGCACUUCGUGGCUAUGGGUUUCCAGUACGCAUCAAUAGGAUUCUCUCACUGCAGUCGGGAGGCUGUGUCUAUCCCCACCAUGCAACAGGAUUUCUGAGAUUCUUUGUUUUUCCAACUGAUUUCUAAUAAGCCAGGGAGCAAUUCUGUUUCAAUUUAACUGUGUACCUGCACAAAACUCCCAGUACAAUGAGCAACAGAAGGAAGCGCACAGCCCCAGUGCGGGUAGAUGAGGAAACAAAGAAAAAGCUGAGCUGGAACAUGUGUGAUGACUUGAAGGAGCCACAUCCAUUUGAAGCACUGGAUGACAGCAAUAAUCCCUCAGCUGUGGACCUGAGUUUCCCAGGACACAGACAGGCAGACACACUGCUGGAUAGCAGUUUGAAAUUGGAUGAGCUGUUGAAUAUCUCUGCUGUGUCUGAGGUCGAGGAUGGAGAAAGUUCCCUUCUGUCAAGUACCACCACCCAGCUCAGCCUUGCUGUCUCCCCAAUCCCCUCGGGUGAAGAGUGGCGAGCACUGUUGGAUGAGUUCACCCUCCAACUUCCAUCAGGGCAAGUAUUUCCAGAGAAGCUCUGUUCUCUUAAUAUAAGCUUAAUGAAGACCAGUGUUGAUGAUCAGUUGCAAGUCUCAGUCAAGAGCAAAUGUGGCGAUUCUGAGAGUGAUGGCCAUGAAGAAUUCACGGGCUGUGUAAGAACUUCACUCAGUUAUAAGGUGCUGGAGGACAUAACGUGGCUUCAAAAAAAGAACGUACUUGGAUUGUUCCAAAAAGACAUUGAAGACUGUCAAACACUGAAGAUCGGUAUAUAUCUUCUUGAGUCUGGUUUGGGAAAACCAGAGUUCCUGAGUGAAGGAAGCUGCAGGAUCAGAAAGACAAAUGCAUUGAUGCAGAAACUCAUAGAAUACAUUUAUGACUUAACAGUACCAGAGGUCACAAAUGUCACAGAAGAAGCCGAUAAAGAGCGGGAAAGGGAGAAUGUUGAAGAACUUUAUGAUUUUGUACGGCAUGCACAUCAGCAGGAAAGUCUGUGCAUUGAGAAGGUUCAGCACCCUCUGCUUGUCCCAACACUCAGACCGUAUCAGUGCCAGGCUGUCAGUUGGAUGCUUCAGAAAGAGCAGUAUAGUGCUGGCCCUUCAUCAAGCAAAAGUGCCCUCCACUUGUUAUGGAAAGAAGUCAUCACAAAGGAUGAGAAAAACUUAUAUUACAACCCCUACACUGGCUGCAGUGACUACACUUCAAAAGAGUGCUUCACUUUGGGAUGUCCGGAGGGCAUGAAAAGAGCUAUAGAGAGCAUUAUUCGUGAGCUCCCUCUACAAAGUGCAGAUUGGCCCGGGGGAAUCCUUGCAGAUGAGAUGGGACUGGGGAAAACUGUGGAGAUGUUGGCACUCAUUCUGACCCACACACGUCAAGAAAUUAAACAAGACACGCUGUCGCUCCCAGAGGGGAAAUUUGUAAAUUAUUACAUACCACCUUCACCACCUGCAGCCUCUUGUAAAGCAAAAAAGAAGAAAACUGAAGUCAAACCCAAGGAAAAGGUGAACUAUCCUAGUCUGCGAGUAAUGCUAAUUACUGCAAUAAAGGAAAUGAAGGUGAAGAAGGCAACUUCUGUCAGUGCUAUGUAUAAAUACAUCACUGCUACCUACACAUAUGACAUUCAGCGGAAUCGCCACCUAAUCAGGAAGACCUUGGCCAAACUUAUUGCAGAACAAGUGAUUGAACAGGUCAAAGGUCAUGGAUUGGCAGGGUCCUUCAGGAUGGGAAAAAAUUACAAGGAACAAGUGAAAAGAAAUGGAUCAGAAAAGCAGAAACCAAGCCCUGUGAAAAACGUGUUACAUGUUUUUCUAAAUAAUGAGCAAGAGGUGAAAAGAGAAGAAGGCAACACAACUUUGAAUGCCACUGACCCAAGCAAAUCGUUGGCAAGUGAUUCUUUUGCAUGUCUCCUGGAAAAUGAAAACAGAGAAACUGAGCAACACCAGAAUUCAAUAAAAUCACCUGAAACAUCACAGGACUUUGAUUCAAAACAGGAAGAAGUUCCUAAUGAAGGGCUAGAGAGGAUCCCAACUGGACAAGGCAUCAUGGAGAAUAAUACAAUUGAUGAAAUAAAGGAAAAUUCUGUCACUCCACUGCAGCUGAUGAUAAAUGAUAAAAGCUGCCCAAAUGUCCUCCAGAGAGAUUCUCAAGAAGACCUGGAUUUGCUCCAUCCCUCUAAAACGGCCCUUCCCUUUAACAAUUCAAAGUGUCAUUUUGAAUGUAUCUGUGGGGAAAGUGGAUUGGUUGAUUAUAAAGCACGGGUGCAGUGUCUGAAAUGCCAUUUAUGGCAGCAUGCUGCAUGUGUUAAUUACAAGGAAGGAGACCUAAAGAUUAGACCGUUCUACUGCCCACAUUGUCUGGUCAUGAUGCAACCUGUGCCCACAUCUGCAACCCUCAUUAUCUCACCCAGUUCAAUCUGCCACCAAUGGGUGGAUGAAAUUAACAGGCAUGUGAGAUCUUCUUCCGUUUCCAUCUUGGUGUAUCAAGGAGUGAAGAAGCAUGGCUUUAUUCAGCCUCAUGCCCUGGCAAAACACGAGAUAGUCAUCACAACGUACGAUGUGCUUCGAUCGGAGCUAAACUAUGUUGACAUUCCUCACAGCAACAGUGAUGAUGGGCGUCGAUUACGCAAAGAGAAGCGUUACAUGGCCAUUCCAAGCCCAUUGGUUGCAGUGGAGUGGUGGAGAAUCUGUCUGGACGAGGCUCAAAUGGUGGAAUGUGCCACUGCCAAGGCUGCAGAAAUGUGUCUACGGCUAAGUGCCAUCAAUCGUUGGUGUGUCACGGGAACUCCAGUCCAGAGGGGGCUAGAAGACCUAUAUGGAUUAGUUCUGUUUUUGGGUGUGGACCCAUUUUGGGUUAAACACUGGUGGGACCAACUCCUAUACCAACCUUACUGCAGGAAGAAUCCUAUUCCAGUCUACACACUCAUUGCAAAGAUCAUGUGGAGGACGGCAAAAAAGGAUGUGCUUGAUCAGAUCCAGAUCCCCCCUCAGACUGAGGAAGUUCACUGGCUGCGGUUUUCACCAGUAGAAAGGCACUUCUACCAUCGCCAGCAUGAGAUUUGCUCCCAGGACGCACUGCAGAAGUUGAGGAAAAUUUCCGAUUGGAGCAUCAAGUUGAGCAGUCUGGACAGGCGGACAGUUGGUUCCAUUCUAUAUCCCUUGUUGAGAUUAAGACAGGCGUGCUGUCAUCCGCAGGCUGUACGAGGAGAGUUCCUUCCACUGCAGAAGAGUACCAUGACGAUGGAAGAACUCUUAAAGUCUCUUCAGAAAAAAUGUUGCACAGAGUGUGAAGAGGCUCAUCGGCAGCUAGUGUGUGCUCUUAAUGGAUUGGCUGGCAUUCAUAUUAUCAGAGGUGAGUUCAUAACAGCAGUUGAAUAUUACAGAGAGGUCCUGCGUUCAUCCGAGGAACACAAAGGUAAACUUCAAACAGACUCUUUACAGCGACUCCAUGCUACCCACAACCUUAUUGAGCUCUUGGAGGCAAAGCACACAGGGAUCCCACCAACUCUCCGAGAUCACAAGCUUCGGGAAGAAGCUGAACAUCUUAGACAGCACUACUUGAGCAAAUCAGAUUCCGAAGUUUCUGUAGCAUGUCAAGCUUUGCCGCCAGUUCAGCAGAACAUCCGUGAACUACAACGCAAGCAGAUUCACUUUGGAGCUCCUUGGUGGCUUGGUAUCGUUGAAUGUAUACUUCAGGCAGACCUGGGUGAAGAGCUGGUGACAAGGGUGCAGAAUGAAAUCUCAUCCAACUACAAACAUCAACCUAACAAACUCUCCAUGGCUGAAAAGUUCCGGGAUUGCAGAGGCCUACAGUUUUUGCUGACUGUGCAAAUUGAAGAGUUGAAGAAAUCCCAAAAGACGGUGCAGGACUCGGUCAAGAAUCUGGAGGCCCCUCCAUCACAAGAAGAAAUUCGGCUUGCCACAGUGUGUCAUCUUCGUCCUGUCCGAUUUCCCCUGAACAAUUGUCAAUUCUGUAAGGCAGACGAAUUAUUUACAGAAUAUGAAUCUAAGCUGUUCUCACAUAGUGUUAAGGGGCAGAGAGCAAUCUUCGAAGAGAUGAUUGAAGAGGAUGAGGGCCUGGUUGAUGAACGCCUGCCAACCACUAGUCGUGGACUGUGGGCUGCAAGUGAGACUGAACGUGCUUUAAAAGCCAUCUUAGCCUUUGGGAAAGCACACCGUAUGGAUACCUUGCUAAUAGAAGAAGGGAACAUCUUCAUGGAACUGUUUGAGUCUUGGAAAAAAGAAUACAAGUUGCUUCAUGAAUAUUGGAUGGCACUGCGUAAUCGUGUUUCUGCUAUUGAUGAGUUAGCCAUGGCAACUGAGCGCUUUCAAGUGCGCCUUCCAGAUGAGCCCAAACCAAGUCUUCCUGUUCUUCACAUCAUUGAGUCACAUGAGGUGGAACAAAAUCGAAUGAAGCUCUUAAAUGACAAAGCUGUAGCCACGUCACAAUUACAGAAGAAGCUCGGUCAAGUCCUCUACCUCACAAAUCUAGAGAGGUCUCAGGAUUCAUCUACAGGCAGCGUCAAUCCAGAUCCCUGUCCAAUCUGUGCACGGCAAUUAGGACAGCAGUGGGCAGUACUGACUUGUGGACACUGCUUCUGCAAUGACUGCAUAGCCAUUAUAAUAGAACAGUACAGUGUUGGUGCUCGCCGGAGCGUUAUUAAGUGUGCGAUUUGCAGACAGACAACAGCACACAAAGAAAUCUCUUACGUAUUCACAACUGAGGCUGCAAACAAAGAAGAUGAAUUUCCCAUUAAAGGUAGCCAUUCUACCAAAGUGGAGGCUGUGCUCAGGACAUUGAAGAAAAUCCAGCAAAAGGAGCCUGGAGCCAAGGCCUUGGUGUUCUCCACGUGGCAGGAUGUGCUGGAUAUAAUCGGGAAAGCCUUAUUGGAUAAUAAUAUGGAGUUUGUUCAGAUCAAUGGACUGCACAAGUUCCAGGAGAAUCUGUCGGCUUUUAAAUACGAUUCCAAGAUCAACAUUUUGCUGCUGCCUCUCCAUACAGCAUCGAAUGGUUUAAACAUCAUUGAAGCAACGUACGUGCUGCUGGUGGAGCCUAUAUUAAACCUUGCUCAUGAACUACAAGCAAUAGGAAGAGUGCAUCGUAUUGGACAAACAAAGGCAACUGUUGUUCAUAGGUUUCUAAUUAAAGCAACAAUAGAGGAGAGGAUGCAGAGUAUGCUUAAAAGUACUGAAAAAAGUCACAACAAGUCGGUAAUUGUACAGUCGGAAGCUUCUGUCCUGACGGUGGGGGACCUGGCAGAUCUCUUCUCAGAGGAAGAGAGGACUACAGAUGAAUGAAAGAGGAUCAUUGACUUAAGCACUGAAGAUUAAUAACGUACACCUCCUGCUUUAUUAUUUAUUGUGGAGUCUGAGCAUCAUUAAGAAAAGGACUUGAACUCCACCCGGACAAUAAUGAAAUUGAAACAGACCUGAACCACAAGUAAAAUCAAAUUAAGGGAGAAAUUCUGUUCUUGUUUUGUUUAUUAAUAAGCCCAAAUUUUGGAAUGUUAAAUACAAAAGGGAAUGUCUAGUGAGAUGUUCAAUACCGCUUGAAGGACCAAGGUCAAGAAUGAAACAUUGAAUCACAAUGGGGAAGGUCGAAAAUGAAACAGUUGGCUCAAAUUUUGCUGUAGCAGGGCAUCUAAUGGCAUCUGCCAUCAGUUAAACUUCCCUUAUGCUCUUCAGCUCAAAACAUUUUUGCUAAAAAUAUGAGCUGAUAAUGGCAUAGUGAAAGAAGUGAGGCAUCAGUGACCUGAGUGAACAGGGCAAACAACAGGGCAUUUGCUUAACCAAAGUGCUGUAAGAUUGGGAAAUAAACACAAGAAGGAUUGUGAAGGAGUGUAAAUUAACGGGGGUUAAUUCAAUGUCAAGUACAAAAACAGAAAUGCAGGGAAAGAAAGAUUACGUUGAGAGAAAAAAAAAGAGACAAGGAAAUUAAGCAAAAUAUUUAAAAUUUGGCCUUUUUAAAAUCUUCCUCAGAAAUGUAAUGCCUGAAGGAAUGAAAUUCUACUAGUAUUUGUUAAUUUCUGGCACCAGAGAGGUUGAUUGACAGUAAUUAACACUUAACAUGUCAUUAAAAGUCUUCUUAUUCUAGAACUUACCAGAAUUAACUCUGUGGUGAGUUUAAGGGGUAAAUACAGCAAGGUUCUUUUAAAAAGAAGGGGAGGCUAAAAAUGAGAUGCCGUUUUCAUGAAGCUAAUGGCAGAGUCAAGCAACUUGGACAACAACACUUGGAUAGGGGGAGACGAUGGUGUAGUGACAAUGCCACUGGACUAGUAAUCUAGAGACCCAGGCUAAUGCUCUGGGGACAAAGCUGGAGGAAUUUAAAUUCAGUCAAUAAUCUGGAAUUGAAAGCUAGUCUCAGUAAUGGUGACCAUGAAAAUAUCA
Messenger RNA from Carcharodon carcharias (great white shark), 6572 nucleotides. RefSeq names its product SNF2 histone linker PHD RING helicase (gene shprh). The transcript is spliced from 32 exons. Gene Ontology annotation, biological process: protein polyubiquitination; nucleosome assembly; DNA damage response. Bases 348 to 5483 code for a protein of 1711 amino acids. The record is from RefSeq and is a predicted model, not a curated record. NCBI's taxonomy places the organism in Eukaryota, Metazoa, Chordata, Chondrichthyes, Lamniformes, Lamnidae. Gene Ontology annotation, molecular function: ATP-dependent chromatin remodeler activity; metal ion binding; ubiquitin protein ligase activity. Gene Ontology annotation, cellular component: nucleus; nucleosome.